AUGAUUCUUGAUCAGAUCUCCUAUCUAGAUUGCCUUGUUUUCCUCUUCUUCCUUACGCCACAGUUGCUCCUGCGUGUCAGCGUCUUUGAACUUCUCGUCUGCGUAGUCCAAGCAUUACCAUUCUUCCUUAUUCAGCUGCCAUAUGAAUUCAUCGAAGAAAGAUAUUUUACUCCAAAAAGGAGCAGAUCACCCUUCGUCAAGCAAGCUUCACCGUUUCAAGAUAUUGUAAUUCGCAUUGUACGAUAUGCUUUCGCUCACUUUUCUACCAAGAUUGGCAGAGUCUUUUUCUCCAAGCCAGUCGCCCUACCAUUUCUUCGGUUUCGCAUGCUUAGACGAGGCUAUCUAAAAUCGCCCAUAACCUGGCUCGAGAUCGACCUCAAGGAUACUCAUGGUGUCUGGAUCAUCGUAGAUCCAUACGACAAGCCUGACAUUGUCAUCUAUCAUUGUCACGGUGGUGGAUUUUCUAUGGGAUCCUGCUACUUUUACCUCGAAUUCCUCAUAGCCUGGGUCAGUCUGCUCAAGGAGGCUGGCUUUCGGAACCCUGCCAUAUUCUCUCUCGAGUAUACCCUAGUACCCGAUGCCGUGUAUCCAGCUCAGCUCGAGCAGACCAUCACUGGCUACGAAUACGUUCGCAAGAUUGUCCGAGACCCUUCUCGCAUCUGUGUUGGUGGGGACUCCGCGGGUGCAACAUUGAUUUUGAGUCUGUUGCUACACAUCGCCAGACAACCGGAUUAUGAAAACCGGAGGCCAGGCUAUGCUGCUCUGAUCUCCCCAUGGACAACUCUAUUCAGCACGCAGAACCGGAACACCGCCAGUGAUUUCCUUGAUGCGAAUCGGCUCCAUAUGUAUGGACGCCAGUACGCGGGGUCAGAUGAGAACUUGGAUGAUCCAUUGGUAUCUCCAGGGGUCUGCAAUGAUUGUACAUGGUGGGCGAAAGCAUCGCCGUCCAACGGAUACUGUAUUCUAUACGGGUCUGAAGAGGUGUUCGGCCCAGGGCUACGUGAUCUUAUUGCUCUGUGGCGGAAGAGUGGAUGCGCCGUCAGUGUACGAGAGGAUGGAGCAGUUCAUGCAUGGCCCGUUGCUUCAAUGUUUCUCUGCGAUACGCAGGCUGAGAGGCAGAAGGGGCUAAGGGACAUUGUGAAGAUGAUCAAACAAGCCAUAAAGAUACAAUAG
Molecule: messenger RNA, 1173 nt
Organism: Letharia columbiana
Lineage: Eukaryota; Fungi; Ascomycota; Lecanoromycetes; Lecanorales; Parmeliaceae
Exons: 2
Coding region: 1-1173 (390 amino acids)
Molecular function (GO): hydrolase activity
Source: RefSeq, a predicted model, not a curated record